Messenger RNA from Symbiodinium sp. CCMP2456, 4860 nucleotides. NCBI's taxonomy places the organism in Eukaryota, Dinophyceae, Suessiales, Symbiodiniaceae. The record is from the annotation of a GenBank genome assembly.
AUGGAUGCGGCGACAUCGCCCCCCAGAAAGAGACAACGAGAACGAGACGGAGUGACUCCUCCGUUUGUGAAACGGAGGAAGGGGUCUCGGCUUCCACAACAGUCGGUGCCGCCGUUGACACAACCGAUCCUGCGACUCUUCGCCAUCUUCAACGAGAUGGCUCGUCACUUUCUGGAAAGAGCUCUGUCAGCCCAGGACGAGGGAGAUGCCAGGACGGCAAUAGACGAUGCGGAGACCGUCAUCCUUGGAGAGUGGCCAGAGUGGGAAACAGAAGACCCAGGUGACGAGGAUGAGAAAACAGGUGAUGCUGAGAGUUUGCACUUGUUGCCUCCCAGGUCUCGGUUCAAGUUGCAGGCCAGCUUGCUCGCAAACUUCGCAAACAGCCGAGCUCAGGAAGUCACGAAAGCACAUAGCAUCGAGUUGAAGCAAGCUGCCAUGCCCUUGAAGGCAUGGUCGGCCUUGGCUUUUGAGGGAAAGGGCAAGCGUGAAGAGCUGUGCAGGCUCUUGUCCUUCCAAAACCAGCUGAAACUGCAGAAUAUCUGCACGGGUGAACUGCUGGAUCUCCCCUCCGGCACAGAGAUCAGCGAGGAGACGAAAGCAGUGAUCAAACCAGCCGAGGACGAGUCGCAGGAGGACCGUGUAGAGAUUCCACUAGCAGAUUUCUUCAAGUUGUCCUUGGGAUAUGAUGAUGAGGAGAGGGAGGUGUUGCUGCAAGAAGGGGCCUUCUUUGGCCCCCUGGAGACAAUUGAGAAUGCCAGAGACACCGUGGCCCUGGAGCUGCUUUUGCAGACCGAGAGGCCCAUGAAGUGGCAGACGGAGUGUUACCUCUUUCACAUUCCGAAAUGCAGUGCUCCAGUCUCCUCGGUCAGAUUCGCAGUUCGAUGGCUGGUUGAUGCUCUGGGAGGGGCUGCACGAAGGAACUUCAUCGGAGCCAGUGCCGAAACUUGGAAGAACCAUGUCCAGAAAUACCUUGAGGAAACAGCGGCUGAGGAUGCCCAAGCAGAAGCCGAGCAACAUUUGACGGCAUCUUCUUGGAGCAAGCACAUGGUUUCUCGGAAGCGGAAGGAGAGUGAGAGGGAAGACGGGCCUGCCGAGCAGCUCGACUAUCAUUGUUCGGUGUUCUGCUUGCUGACUUUAUUGGUCAUGAUAGCAGUGGGCGUGCGUAAGACCAGCAGCUGGAAACUACCCGACGACAUGCUCAAGGAAAAGGCCAAAAGCAUGCUGAGGGCCGUCACGUGGCAUUUUGCCGACAGUUGGUUUGAGAGAGAAGCAGAUGAGAACCAGGACGGCUGUGACUUUGUCAUAGAAUGGCGAAAACACGAGGGACAAGUGAUGCUGAACUGGCAGCGCCUGAUCGAGAAGAAAACGAGCCUGCAGGCAAUGUUCCCGGGCCCCCCGGCAGAGCUGGAACUCAGCGAUGUUCUGGUGAGAUUGCGAACCGACCAGACGGCCAACACUUGCAGCUGGCAGAGAAGGGAUGCGUGCAGGGCACUUCUUGCUUUCCUGUUCCUGGUCAUCUCGGAUUGCAUAGAGGCGAGUCUGAGAUCAAAGCUGUGGUCCGAGACCAAGGUCGAGCAACUGAAGCAGUUGAGGACAGCACGUGGCUACAGGCAGGUGUCUUUCGGCUUCCGACAGGCCAUCGUUGAAAGAACAAAGAAUGCGAAGAUGCAGGACAGCGGCACAGUGGAAGCCGCACAGGAGAUUCUGGUCGAAGGCCGGAGUGCGUCGAAACAACACAGAGCAGCUCGCUUUCUGGAGCCCGAGCGGUACAACUACAUGAAGGCCGGUGAGGAGCUGAUGAAGGACAGUCCCAUGGUGAGCUUGGCUGCUGAUGCCGUGAGUGUUGGCAGCGAUCACAUCCUGAACUGUUUCCUGUGGCACCCGGUUCAGAAGAAGGCAGUGCACUUGCCUCCACAGGUCCAGAAGAUCCUGAAGACGUAUGAUUUGUUCGAAAACGAGGGUGCCCUCUGGACAGCAAGGACCAAGGAGUUCAUGAAGAAAAGAGUCGAUGAGGACAAGGAGAAGAAGCAGCGAAGACUUCGUGUCAAAACCGACACGAGAGAGCGGGUCCCGACGUACCAGUGGAUGCUUUGCGUCCAGACAGCACUGAGGACCGCCGGCUUGAAAUUUCAAGACUUUGCUGACAUCCCAGCUGGCAGCGAGGCCGAGCCAGUGCAGGUGCCCAGAGUCCUGGUCGUGUGCACAGACCAGGAAAGCCUGCAGAUCACAGCAAUGAAUUUCUUGAAGCACCACCGCCGCCUCGCCAUCCUCCAUUGCUACGACCCGAUGCAUCGCAGGCAAAAUGACACCAUUCUCGCCUUAGGCGAAAGUGGUUGCCUCAGGCGAGCAUGCCUGAACUUGACACUCUACAACAUAAAGUUCGGACCGUGGUUGAAGGGGGGAUGGUUCCGAAUGCUUCAGGAGGCAGGAGAAAAGCUCGCCCUCAUGUCUCCAAACGACCCACUCCUGCUCCACUACUGGCCCGAGAUCUUGAAAGACAGGGACUUUGUCCUCGACGACUCCCAGAAUGGCCGCGAGCUGUUCUUGAAGACUCUGAGGAGCCAGCACUUCCUGACCAGCAAGGGUCCGAAAGUCGCAUCUUUGAGUAAGUUCAAUGCAUUCAGCGAGGCACACGAGCAUUUGGACCAGCACUGGUCUUCCCAGGCCUUCGUCAUGACAGCCACCUGCCUUCUCCAAGGUUGGGUUCAGUAUGCGGACCAGCUUUGGAAUCGGUCCACGAACAGCCUUCACUCCAUGACCAAGUACAUCAACGACCCUGAUGUCAAGUUGGAGUCCCGUUUGAUCGCAGCAGUCUUGGAACCCGAAAGUCGGGCAGCCAGGCUUAUGCUGUGUGACAUGCGGGGGCCAUCAGAAACCCUCAGCUAUUUCAUCAGCUGGUCCGGUGACGGGUGGUUGCAAACCGCAAAGCGCCAUCUGGACGUCUUGGAGGACUUGGAGACCUUGGCUCGGAUCGGCUUCCAUAUGGAAUGGGCCAGAGACGCACCGUCUGGCCAGGUGGAGUACGAGAGGGCCAGCACCGAGAAGCUCUUCAGUUUCCUCAAAAGCUUGCUGAAGUUCAGGGCCGGAAGCAACUUGUGGCACACCGACGGACAAGGGAAGUGUGCAGGUUUGGUUUCCCCGGACCAAGCCAGCCAGAAGUCCACCCUCCUGUGGUUCAAGCGUCUUGCCGAGGCCGAAGCAGCAGUCAAAGCAACGGGGAAUCUGGCCGCUCAGAGGCUUCUGAAGGACACCAUGCUCCAGGAGGUCUUCCAGCAGCACGUGCUACGUCUCUUGAAGCAGGAGAACUUCACGGCGGUUUCGGAGAAGCUCAAAGGAAUGCUGGAACAUGCCUUUUCCUCCUUGCUCAACACUAAACUCGUCGAAGAUGCAAACAAAUUCCAAAGAGAAAAGGAGGACCGGGGGAACAAUGCAAAGACAGUCUCCAUGGCUGAGGCGUGGCACACAGUGUCGCAACACAAGGUGCUCGAAAUGUACCGCCGAACAGAGAUUGUGGCCACGAAGCAGUUCAGAGUUCCUCAGGACUGGUGCAUCGAAGAUGUCUGUCGAGAAAACGUCAGGCGAGUGGAUGCCAAAACAGCCGAGGAAAAGAUUGACUUUGAUUUCCUCAGCCGAGUUACCGGGCCAGUGGCCUGGCCAGCCUUCACUCCAGAGAGCGAACAGCGGCUGCCAUGCAAUCUUGCCUUGCUAAUGCACAUCCAUGAACUGGGCAGCAAGUGGGACCUGGCUGAAAAGGCUUGGCACUCGGGCCUCGUGCAAGCGGGGUCAGUGCUGGAGUGGAAGCGGAGGCCGCACUAUGUCGUGCGAAGCUAUUCCAACGGACUGCUUCUCUGGCCCCUGUCGGGGCACAGAGACGACAGGCUCACCUUCGACAAGGGUGUGAGAACUUUGUCUUGGGGCUUCCUUUUCUCGUUGGAGGACACGAGGGUUCGAGAGAUGAGCCCCUGCUGUCCCAUGGAAGCUGUAAAACAUUUGAAGCCUGGCAUUCAGUUGGUGGGUGCUGCUUGGAAGCCGGUCAAGCAGUUCUUGAUGGACACAGGAUUUCGAGGCGUGGGAGAGAGUCACUUGAAACUGUUGAACCACGAGUUGGGCUACGACGAGCCGGAGGCCGAUCAGCCGGACCAGGAGCUUGCCCUGGCCGUGCACUUGCUGGUCAACGAGGACCCGAAUUUGACGGAGAAGGAUGUGCUGGAUCGCAUUGAACUUCGAAAUCUCCACCGUGAAUUUCCCGUGGAGGGGAUGACUGAAGAGAUGGCAGAAGUCAUCAAGGACACAAUUCGUGUCCAGGAUCAAGAGUCCGUCGUGGCCAAGCUCAGAGCAGCUGCACCUACUCCUCCGGCCAAGGUGGCAGAGCUUACCAAAAAGAGCUAUCAUCAGGCUUACGACAAACUUACCCCAGCCAUGAUUGCUGCCAAGAAAAAAGAGCUACUUGCCAAAGAGGCUUCCCAGGCAGAGAAGAGAAAAGAGCCGGCGAAGACGGCAGGCACGAAAAAAGACGUGAGCCGAAAGUAUGCAAAGAAUGAUGCAGACGUGGACAAAGAGAUGCGUGCUCACAUGCCUGCGACUGUGGCCGUCGAAACCGACGACAGAAACGGUCGUUGGAAAUUGACACACAAGAUCAAAGGAGCCAGGCAGCAGAAGAGCGUGAGCUGGACUCAAGCCGGCCACAAGUCGGCUGCUGCCUAUGCACUUUCGGCAUGCUGGAAGUGGCACACGGAUCAUUCGGGAGAUGAGAUGCCUGCGGGUACAAAGAAGCUCAUGGAUUUGUGGAGGCUAGAGGCUUCUGGCACAGCCGAGCCCAGCCGUUUGGUUGCACCCACUCUGAGCAGCUCGUCCUGUUGA